Molecule: messenger RNA, 1980 nt
Organism: Anopheles cruzii
Lineage: Eukaryota; Metazoa; Arthropoda; Insecta; Diptera; Culicidae
Product: facilitated trehalose transporter Tret1-like
Exons: 6
Coding region: 218-1678 (486 amino acids)
Biological process (GO): transmembrane transport; carbohydrate transport
Cellular component (GO): membrane
Molecular function (GO): sugar transmembrane transporter activity
Source: RefSeq, a predicted model, not a curated record
UUCUGUAGAAAAUCGAGGAGGGAGUCAGUGAUCGCGAUCAGUGAGUAGCGUGCGGCUAGUAGUGAGAUUAGUGAGUGAGGAACAUUUAAGUCUAUGAACAAAACAUUAAAUAGACACGCCGCCGAUACACUGAAGGUGCCAUCGGGUGUCGAACAGCACAAUUUUUAAUUGGACAAAGUGUUACGGGCAAAAAGAAAUUGUUGAAACAAGUUGUUGAAUGUUUUUGGAUUUCAUAAUGACCGCUGAGAAAAUUUCCUCUUCACAAGUAACGCUUACGUCGGACAGAAAGGUCUACAAGUUGUACUUAGCAGCGAUCGGGGCAAACAUAAUUUCACUUUCUUUAGGAACCGCGAUUGGCUGGCUGUCGCCCUUUCUUCCACUACUAAUCUCGUCUGAUUCGCCGCUGCAACACGGCCCGGUAACCGAUGUGCAGGCAACAUGGAUUGCAUCGCUGUUGUGCAUUGGUGCCUUCUGUGGAACCUUCUUGUUUGGCUGGAGCGCAGACAAAUUUGGUCGCAGAGCAUCGCUCUUAUCGACAGCGGUACCAUUGAUAGGAUUUUGGACAUGUGUGGCGUUCGGUACCACUGUCGAAGUAUUAUACUUUGCUCGGAUUCUAGCCGGUUUGGGAGCAUCCGGCGUUUUCCUGUUGGUGCCCAUGUAUAUUACGGAAAUUGCUGAAGACAGGAAUAGAGGAACACUCGGUUCCUUCUUCAUACUCUUCCUCAACAUUGGCACACUGAUUUCGUUUGUGAUGGGCAGCUACACGUCGUACCAUUUAACAGCAUACGUACUUUCUACAGUACCCCUUGCUUACCUGGUCAUAUUCUUUCAAUUUCCCGAAACGCCAAUGUACUUGAUUCGAUGCAAUCGAGUACGGGAUGCGGAAUGUUCACUAAAAUAUCUGCGCGGUUACACCUCGACGCCCGAUCAUCUAGACAUGUUGCGCUCUGAAAUGGACGGUCUAUUGCAAAUGCAGAUGACCACCGUAAAAGACAGUCCGGAGCACAGCACUGUCUCGUUGGCUGCUUUUUCUUCGCCGCCGGCUCGUAAAGCUUUGAUAAUCGGUCUGGUGUUAGUGUCUCUGAAUCAGCUUUCCGGCUGCUUUGCGCUGAUUAAUUACACCUCGCAAAUAUUCGCCGAUGCGGGUUCAGAUCUCGAUCCGAACAUGGCUGCUAUUGUGGUGGGAGCUAUUCAAAUUACUGGAUCGUACGGAUCCUCGAUCAUCGUUGAUCGAUAUCAACGAAAGCACGUCUACAUUGUAUCGAGCUUUUUGGCGACGAUCGGUCUAUUCGUCAUGGGGACACACGGCUACUUGAAAAGUCAGCACAUCGAUGUUAGCGCCAUCAACUGGAUACCGGUGGCGAGCCUUUCGUUUGUUAUUUUCAUUGCUUCCAUUGGCUUGCUGCCACUAACGUUCGUCAUUCUUUCGGAAAUCCUUCCACCAAAUGUUCGAAGUAUGGGCGGAUCUCUUUGCACCGCAUUUCUCUGGACGAUCAGUUUCCUGGUGGUGAAAUAUUUCCCAGCGAUGGUUGAACUUAUAGGACUCCAUGGUUGCAUGUGGAUGUUUAGCGCCGUCUGCCUUUCGGCCGGUCUGUUUAAUGCGAUUUUUAUUCCCGAGACGCGUGGUCAAAGCAUAGAGCAAAUCAUGCAUGCAUUUGAAAACGAUAACAAGAGCUGAAUUUUAGAUUAGCAUCACAUUCAGUUCGAAAAGGACGCUAGGUCGAUUUUGCAUUUUGUACACCUGAAUUACGCAAUUUAAAUGUACUGCAUAAGGUAUUUAUUAGUAUUUAUGGACUUAAACAAUGUACAUAUGGUUCGUAGGAAUUGAAUAAUAUUAUAAGAAAACUAAAAAGCUUUUACAAAUGUCUGUUUCUUAUUGCUUUACUAUUCGUAUAACAUUACUUUAGAGGAUCCGGUCUGGUUUUUGUAGCCGAAACACUCGUAUGUAGAUAAUACGGAUCUGUUCAUUCUAAAUAAAAU